GCAUCGUUUAUGAGGGAAUGGCUGGAGAAGUGUGGAGGGUAUGCCGUGAUAGACGGCGGGUUGGCGACGGAGCUUGAACGGCACGGCGCUGAUCUCAAAGAUCCACUGUGGAGCGCCAAAUGCCUCCUCACUAACUCUACCUCCCAUCAUCUCCUCAGAAAGGUCCACCUAGAUUACCUCGACGCCGGAGCAAACAUAAUAAUAACGGCAUCGUAUCAGGCCACCCUUCAGGGAUUUGAGGCAAAAGGGUUUUCAAGAGAGGAAGGUGAAGCUCUACUUCGAAGCAGCGUAGAAAUUGCACGCGAGGCUCGAGACAUCUACAACGGUCGAUGCACCAAAAAUUCCUGUGACCGCAUCAGAAAUGGAAGAUCAUGCACGCCUCCAAUUCUGAUUGCUGCUUCUGUGGGAAGCUAUGGCGCUUAUUUGGCUGACGGAUCUGAAUAUAGAGGGGACUACGGCGAUGCAGUUACGGUUGAGACGCUGAAAGAUUUCCACAGGAGACGACUUCAGAUUCUUGCUGAUUCUGGUCCUGACUUGAUUGCGUUUGAAACCAUUCCAAACAAACUCGAAGCUCAGGCAUACGUUGAACUUCUUGAGGAAGAAGGGAUAGAAAUUCCUGCGUGGUUUUCUUUUAGUUGUAAGGAUGGAAGCAAUGUGGCUAGUGGUGACUCCAUCUCGGAGUGUGCCUCCAUUGCUGAUUCAUGCGAGCGAGUUGCUGCAAUUGGAGUUAAUUGUACAGCUCCUAGAUAUAUUCACUCACUCGUUGAAUCCAUAGCCAAGGUAAGGGACUCUUCAAAUCUAGUUAUGCCGUGGGGAUUGUAUUAUUCUAAAAUAGAUCCCAUGCUUGUUCUGUAAUUUGUGUGACUAUUUCAGGUUACCGAUAAACCAGUACUUAUAUACCCCAAUAGUGGCGAGACUUACGAUGCAGAGAGCAAGCAA
Messenger RNA from Neltuma alba, 939 nucleotides. Its product is annotated as homocysteine S-methyltransferase 3-like. Gene Ontology annotation, molecular function: S-adenosylmethionine-homocysteine S-methyltransferase activity. The transcript is spliced from 5 exons. The coding region runs from base 10 to 855 and encodes 281 amino acids. The record is from RefSeq and is a predicted model, not a curated record. Gene Ontology annotation, biological process: S-methylmethionine cycle. Lineage: Eukaryota; Viridiplantae; Streptophyta; Magnoliopsida; Fabales; Fabaceae.